Adelges cooleyi (spruce gall adelgid) is the source of this 5099-nucleotide messenger RNA. RefSeq names its product bromodomain-containing protein 4-like. Gene Ontology annotation, cellular component: CERF complex. The record is from RefSeq and is a predicted model, not a curated record. The transcript is spliced from 10 exons. Bases 150 to 4766 code for a protein of 1538 amino acids. Lineage: Eukaryota; Metazoa; Arthropoda; Insecta; Hemiptera; Adelgidae. Gene Ontology annotation, biological process: chromatin remodeling. Gene Ontology annotation, molecular function: protein binding.
CUCCGCAUUCGUCGGUGUUCGUUUACGGUGCGAUCUGUUCGCGUCGCUUGUUAUCGUCGCAAAUGGAAUUUUCGCCGUGUAUGUUACACUACCAGUAUCAGUAUUCGGCCAUCCUGGACAGCCAAACGAUACGAAAACAACGUUUCUAAAUGGAUGAUAUCCAUUCAUGGUGGGAAGUUCCGAGUAUUGCUCACUUCUGUUCUCUGUUCCGCGUUUCUUUUGAUCUUCUAGAUUUCGAUAUCGAAGAUCUUGAAGCAGCACUAUUGACAGAUGGAACCGAAGACAAUGGCAACUCACUGUUACAGGAACUCAUCGCCAGACUUCUUUCGGGCUGUUUCGGCAACAACACCAUUUCCACAUUUAACUAUCAAAUGUUUUUACGUAGAUUGUUCCGAGAAAAAUGCAAGGAAUAUAUUAUACAGAACCCCUUCAAUUCAGACAUUGACUUCCAAUUCCUGCCUCUUCGAACAAAAGUGGAAAUACUCCACACCUUGUGCGAUUUUAGACUGGAUGCCGAUGAUGUUAUGGAAUCACUUAAAAAUCUUGACUCUGACAGCUUAAGAGUGCAUCCUUUAGGUUACGAUGAAAACAAAUCGGCAUACUGGUAUUUUUAUGGCACUCGUUUGUAUAGAGAAGAUUAUGAAAAAGUGGUUCGUAACAAAAAAAAAAAGAAAAAAAGAGGGCGAAAGAAAAAAGGAGAACCUGUUUUUUCAGAUACCGAUGAAGAAGAGGUAGAUUUAGGAUCUGGAAAAUGGCAAGUAGUGUGUUUUACGGAGAGUGACUGGGAACGGUUAGCUCUGAAAACAGAAGACUCUCACAAUAGAGAUGUUCAAGCUCUGCAUCAGGUGAUCACAGAAGACUUUUUGCCAGAAAUACCUCGUUUGUUUGAAGAAAAAGAGAGACUUCAACGUAAACGUUUAUUGGAAAUGCAACCACGUCGACAGUCUACCAGAUUAGAAAAACUCAAACAACAAAAAGAAGAGCGUAAAAAGUAUGAAGAUUUGUGUCGAGAACAUGACAAAGUAAAAAAAAAAGAUGUUAAAAAAAAACAUCAAGAAAAACAGCAAAAAACUAAAGAUGAAGCCCCAUAUUCGGAUAGUGAAUCUGAAAGCCAUGGUUAUUCAUCGAGUAGUUCUAGAAAAACUGGACGCCAAACAAACAAUUCAUUAGCUUCAGCGACUGGUCAGAUUGUUAUUGAAGCUUCCAAAGGAAAAAACUCAAAAAAUACUGGAUUUCGUUCCAGUACUGAAGAUUUACAAAUUGGCAUGUAUAAAAUUUUGAACAAAUUGAAGGACCACGAAGACGCAUGGCCAUUUCUCGAACCAGUCGAUGAAGAAAUAGCUCCAAGUUACUACAGAGUAGUGAAAACUCCAAUGGAUCUCCAACAAAUGGAAGAUAAGCUUAAUGAUGGGCUGUACAAAACGUUUAGUCAGUUUAAACAUGAUUUUCAACUUAUCAUAGCCAAUUGCAAACAGUAUAACGGGUCAACAAAUGAAUAUACAGUCAUGUGUGGAAAUUUGCAAAGGGUAUUCAACAUUGGAGUUCACAAAUAUUUAGACUGGGAGCUUUCGGAUGGAUCUGACGAUGAAAUGGCGUACCUUAAAAGAUAUGAAAAUGGAACAAUGAGAUCAAGAAAAUCCAGGAAUCGACAAGGGAGUACCAGUAGUAAAGGAUCAUGUAAUAACACAGACAAAGAAAAUGAAGAGAAAUUACGAGAUUGUUCUGACUCUAGUAAUAAAUUUGACAAUUUAUUAAAUCAAACCGAUGAUGAUUCAUGUAGCUUAGAUUCUAAGCUAGAGUCUAAAAAAAAGUCAACAAAAGAUAUAGCAAAAAUUAAAAAAAGUGUUAUGGUAAAAAAUACUAAUGCUAUGGAAGUUCAGGCUCUUGAAGAAGUAACAGAACAAACUUUAAGAGAUAUAAAUAAAUGGUUAGAUGACACACCUAGCCUUUCUUCUGCCAGUAAUUCACCUAUGGCCACAUUAGCUGGAUCAGUAUUAGAUGAUGCUGAAGUUACAUCCCGUUUAGAUGCAGAGUUUCGUCAAGCCCAAAAAAUUGAUAAACCUCGAUUACCUUUUAAAGAAAAAAAACGAUCGGCUAAAGAACCCGUUGUAGUACCUGCUAAACGAAAGCGUGAAGUUCAAAGAACAAUUGAUCGCUUACAACCGGGUAAAAGUAAAGGUAAUCUGAUCUCAAACAAGCCGGAUGAUAGUCAAACUACAGCCAAACUAAAGACAAUAAAAACUGAAGUAGAAACUGGGCCGACACUCAGUUUAGGUACAGUUUUAAAUACUGAUCUCAUGGGCUUUUCUUCAAAAAUAUCUAAUGAGGAUAAGGACUCGGUGAAAACCGAAGAAGAACUUCUAAAGAGUCCUGAAGAAAUAUUGAAUGUAAUUAAAAAAGAAGUGAAGCAAGAACCAGAAAUAAAAGAUGAGAAACCAGAAAAAGCGACACCUAAUCUCAGUGCUUGGUUCAAAGCUUUCGGAGCGCCAAAGACUCAACCCACUCCUAAACGUAAACUGGAAGCAGUAGAAACUUCUCCGGUGUACACGGCUUACGCAAUGAAUGACGUAACGCCUUAUGAUUAUACUCUAAAAGAUUCAGAUAAAAAAGAAACAUCAAUUCAAGCAGAUAAAAAAAUUACACCUGUUCCAUUGGUAUCCCCAGAUAAACCUAUUUGUAAAAGACAGAGAAAAACAAGUACGGGUAGUAGUGUAUCUGAACAAUCUUCUCAAAACGAUUCUUGGAAUUCGCCGCGUCCUAGUCUCGAUGAACCAUAUUUAUCACCUCAGCCUGCUAAUUCGCCACAACAACUAAAGCCGUAUCAAAAUGUUUUGAACAUACCACAUGCUCCAUUGAAAGUGGGUUUUUAUCAAGAUGCUUUUGCUAGGCCGAAUUCUGAAAAGAGCAGUAGUUGCAGCCCUCGAAACCCAUCUAGUGUGUUAACUGCAAGCCCUCAUGGACAAAGUCCACGUAAUACUUUUACCAGCCCAAGAGAACUACCCAGUGAUAGUCCUAGUAAUAAUUUUGUUGGAAGUCCGCAUGAAACCAGUUGUAGUCCACAUAAUAAUACUGUUAAUAGUCCUAAAGAAAGUCCACAUCAUUUGAUACUAAGCCCUCAAGAUUCGAGUAAUAGUCCUUAUUAUAGCCCACACAAUGUAGUCAAUAGUCCUAAAGAGCCAGUAGUCAGUUUAGCCGAUGAGUACCAGCACCAAAAUCAAAAUGUUUAUCCUCAGUUUAUCAGCACGCAGAAUUCUCCUCAAAACACUUACACUGAGCUUUACUCGCAGCCAGCAGCAAGCACAUCACCAAAAAUCCAAAAUUCUUUCCCAGUUAAAAAGCGAGUGUAUAAUGAAAGUGAGAAACCUCAAGAAGUUGCAUUUACACCAACUGUUGCUGGUAAAGAGCAAGAACGAAUUUUUGUACCCACUCCUGGGCAAAUGCCUAAUUCUAAUUUUAAUUCAGACUUAAAUUACUCAAUGGGCUAUCCACCACAUAAUGAUCGACCUCUUACUCCGUACCAACAAAAUCUAGAACAUCAGCCGCCUCCACCUGUGAGUUAUCAAAAUAGUCUUAACUAUUUACAAAUGGCCCACGAUCGAACUGGAAGUGAACAAAAGAGUGUGGCAAGUAGUUCAUUGUUCAACUACAGUACUCAAAAUCAUCCAACAUUUGUGUCUGCACCGCAUUAUACAUCGUCUCCUCUUAAUUAUUCUAACCCUUCCAAAGAUACUCUUGGUUAUACCACAGCUCCUCUAAAUUAUACGAGUCGCACAACACCCGGUCAGUUUAUACCUCCUAAUUUAAGACAACCAACUUCUCAACCUAGGCUGAAUUAUACCAAUCCUUAUGAACAAUACUCAGAUCAAAUCAAUUUAAGGCCAUAUAACUAUCCUGUAUUACCACCCAGUAAAUCUUAUCCUCAUCCAAUACAGGAUAUGAUACCUGGAAAAUCGCAAAAUAUCGAUUUCACUACUGGAAGACCAUUGCCCAAUAUCAUGCCCCCUUCAAACAUGGACUACCGGUAUAAUCAACCAACCUACACUGGCCUGUCUGUUGCAGAAAUGAUGAAGAAUAGUAAAAUGGACAUAAAUCAACCUACGUACUCUAGUCCAUCUAUGGCCGAAAUGAUAAAAGUAAAUCAAACCACAUAUGCUGGUCCGGUCAUGGCAGAUAUGAUGAAAGUCUCUCAACCUACGUAUUCAAGUCCUUUAGUAGCUGACAUGACUAAAUCUAAAAUGGAAUUAAACAGAUCUAUGAUAAUAGAACAGGCUCCACCGCCAAAAACAACAAAAAAGCCAGGCAGAAAGAAAAAAACUGCUGCCGCCGUUGUUCAGCAACCACCUGAACCUGCUCGACCUAUUGAUCCCCCACGUGGCAACCCCACUUAUCCACAUCAUUAUCAACCACUUGUGAAACCACCUAUGUCAACUGGACCAUUUAACUUUAAUCCUAGCAUUAAAGAUGGUUAUCAAAAUUAUCUAAAUGAAAUGCGAUCAACAGGAUACUUUGCUGACCAAGCGGCUUCAGCUGCAGCAGCUGCUGCCGCUGCACAACCUUCUGGCGACCGAAACCCAGCUUUUGCUGCUUUUACCCGGCCGCCAGUGAGCUACGCUCCACCAAUUGAAGCAUACAAUCCGAACCCAUCAGAUAUUUAUUCACAGUUCUUGCAGAGACAUCCAAUGAUGUUACAUCAAGGACUAUCUGGUUUUCCACCAGGGUAUUUGAAUAUGCACGACCCAAUGAACAGACAUCCGCCUUGGAUGUAAACUUACUACUUAGAUGUAUUGCCCCAGAGUUAAAAGUAGUACAUUUAUCUAUUUCUUGUAAAAAAUGCAUUUUUUUUAUUUUAGUUUUACAAAAGAGAACGAACCUGCUUUUAUUAUUUAUAAAUAAUUUGUUUUAUUUAUUAAUUUGUUUUAAAAACUAUGUUUACCAACACAUUUUUAAGUUGUUAUUAAACAUGUAGGCAAUUUUUUUAUCUUCUCUGUGUAUCUGUCGUUAUUUAGACUUGAGUUUUAUUUCCUUACAACAUACUAUUUGUUAUAAUUGCUUUUGACUAAAUUAUUGUACCUUUAAUAAAAACGCAUACACUAUUUCAA